Clonostachys byssicola is the source of this 6489-nucleotide messenger RNA. NCBI's taxonomy places the organism in Eukaryota, Fungi, Ascomycota, Sordariomycetes, Hypocreales, Bionectriaceae. The record is from the annotation of a GenBank genome assembly.
AUGCCUCCUCAUGCUGAGCCUCACUUGGCCAAUGGCGACUCACCAUUCAUAUCCUCCUCUGCUUCGUUUCAAGAAACUGCCGCGUCAGAAUCUCAAGUGAAUGGGAACCGAAGACACGGAAAGGGUAGUAUAGCCAUUGUUGGGAUGGCUUGCAAACUACCUGGCGGCGUAGAUUCUCCGUCUAAGUUGUGGGAUCUACUAAUUGAUGAACGCUCUGGGCAGUGCGAUGUCCCCAAGAGCCGAUUCAAUAUCGAAGGUUUUUAUAACCCAGAUCCCAGCCAUACGGGAAGUUUAAAUAUGAAAGGGGGGUACUUCCUACAAGAUGAAGAUGUUCGCAACUUUGAGAAUGAGUUUUUUGGCAUCAAUAACAUGGAAGCACAAUAUAUGGACCCACAACAACGGAAGCUGCUUGAAGCAAUAUAUGAAUCCUUUGAAAGCGCUGGGCUACGCAUGGAAGAUUUAUCAGGAGCCAACAUCGGAUGUUAUGUGGGCAACUUCACCAUGGAUUUCCAACAGAUCCAGCUCCGUGAUCCGGAGUACCUGCACCGUUACAGCGCCACGGGACUGGGCAGCACUAUCCUGAGCAAUAGGAUCAAUCACGUAUUUGAUCUACGUGGGCCGAGUCUCGUCGUCGACACAGCCUGCUCGUCAUCCCUGUACUGCCUGCACCUUGCCUGCAUGGCUCUGGAGAAUGGCCAUGUUCGAUCCAAGUUCCUUCUACCAUUCUCUGCAUUUACAGCUGCUUCAUUAGAAGCUCGAUUCAAGAACAUGGCGAGCUGGCCCGAUAUUGCGAAUGUUUCGUUGCCCGACUUGGCCUUCUCUCUUGGUUUGCGCCGGCACCAUUUUUCAGAGCGUGGAUUCUUGAUCGCUGGCCCAGACGAUUUGGCAGACAAGUUACAUGAAGCCGACUUUCAGCUUCGACUAGAUCCUAGCCACAAACCUCCUUCCACUUAUGCAUUUGUUUUUACCGGCCAAGGUGCCCAAUGGGCCCAGAUGGGUAUGGAACUUCUAGACGAGUUUCAAAUAUUUGCAACUGCCGUCGCCGAGAUGGAUUCGGUUCUUGCGCGGCUUCCUCACCCACCCGCAUUCAAGAUAACUACAGCCCUUCGCGCGCCUCCGGAAACCAGCCAGGUAGCCGACGUGGCGUACUCACAACCGUUGUGUGUUGCUGUACAGAUUGGGCUUGUCAUGCUCCUUAGAAGCUGGGGUAUUGCUCCGCAAGCAGUCGUCGGGCAUUCUUCUGGCGAGAUCGCAGCAGCCUUCGCUGCGGGUUAUUUAUCCCUCGCAGACGCCAUAACUAUGGCCUAUUAUCGGGGCUACGUUGUCAGUGGCAUAAAGAGGAACGGGGCCAUGUUAGUAGCUGGCCUAUCUGAGCAAUCGGGCCGCGAAGAAAUCGCAGCUGCUGGCCUACAGGGCAAGAUUGACAUUGCAUGCAUCAAUAGUCAAGAGAGCGUGACAUUUUCCGGAGAACAGGAUGCCAUUGAAGCUUUGCUGCAACGACUACAAGGCCAGCAGUGUUUUGCACGACUCUUGCGUACUAGUGGCAGGGCCUAUCACUCCCAUCACAUGUGCGAGAUCGGCCAGGAGUACGAGCGUCUGGCCGUCUGCGCAGCAAAGGCUCCUCGUCUCUCCGACAUUGGAACAAGGGCUCCCAUGUUUUCAUCGGUAACAGGAGGCGCUUAUGACGGUCCUUACAACGCUAGUUACUGGCGGAAGAACCUUGAGAGCCCUGUUCGCUUCUUCGAGGCGUUUUCACAGCUUGCAAAGACUGGAAGUGGCUACACAGUUAUAGAGAUCGGUCCCCAUUCAGCGCUGGAGCUACCCAUCAAACAAAUAAAGGCACAUCUUCACGCCGCAAAUAACAGUCUAGAAUAUUUCCCAACCUUGAGUCGUGGAAAGAGUUCGACCGAUAUGAUGCUUUCACUAGUGGGAAGGCUCUGGUUAGGCGGCCAUGACAUUGCCUGGGACAAAGUGAACAAUCCUAGUCUAGGGGAUGCUUGGAAGCCGAGCGUGAUUCCGAACCUGCCACCAUACCCCUGGUCAUACAAUGAUGUGUUGUGGAGUGAGUGCCGUCUCAGCUAUGAGUUUCGUAACCGCUCUAUUGGCCGCCACGAAUUGCUUGGCUGCAAAAUUCCUGGGGGGAGUGAUACAGACAUCAACUGGAGAAACGUGCUACGAUGGGAUGACCUCCCAUGGCUGGCUGACCAUAAGCUUGGCGAUACUAUUGUAUUACCAGGUGGUGCAAUUCUUGCCAUGGCUAUGGAAGCAGUCAGUCAGGCUACUGAAACAUCCCUGACACCAGGGACUGGUAUUGAGAUGCGCAAUGUGCAUAUCGUCAAGGCCCUGACCAUACCUAUCGCAUCGACGCCAGAUACUGAGAUUUUUACAAAUCUAAAACCCUAUGCCCUAAGUAAGGUAUCUUCAUCCAAGACGUGGUGGGACUUCACUAUAUCCUCCCACCGUGAGGGCGUUGCUGCCAUUCAUUCCACUGGCACUAUAUGCGUCAACAAGGAUAUUGAGAUCAAGUCUAUGAAGUCAGCAUCCCAAAUUGAUGAGUCCUCGCUUGAGCUAUCAGCUAAGCGGAUUUGGUAUCAACGCUUUGAGAAUGUUGGACUCAACUAUGGCCCCCUGUUUCAAUCACUAGAUGAUAUUCAAAUACCGCAGUCCAGGUCUAAGAAGGUCGUUAUCGCUAAAGUUGACUCCAAUUCGGCAUUGGCGAAAGAUGCAUCCUAUACUCCUAAGUACCCCAUCCAUCCUAUCACACUCGACGCGAUGGUCCAGGCUGGGAUCAUUGCUACGGCGGCAGGCCAGACUCAACGGAUAAGGCCUUUUGUGCCAACAAAGCUUACUCGUGCAGCAUUUCGUGUUCCCGAAAAUCAUGAUAAGGAGCAAGCCUGUACCUGGCAGAUCAGGGCGACCUCAUGUACUUCUGGGAUUAGUUCCUCCACGUUUGAUGCGGAAUUGUUCGACUCGGCUCAAAGAUCUUUGGCCCUCAUGGAACAGUCCCGGCUCCAAACCUAUCCGACGUUGACCUCAAACGUUGCUGAUGAACUGACACGGCAACCAAUGCUACGAGUUGUUUGGAAACCAGAUAUCAAAGGUCCCAAACUACUAGAAGAGCAAUAUCUUAGCCCGCUUCUGGAGGACUUUUACCAUGAAGCUCGUUCGCCUGUAAAAGACGAAGGCUUGCUGAAGCUUGGCGCCAUUAUCAGUUUCCUGACACACCGAGACCCAUGUAUGUCGAUUCUAGAGCUGGGUACGGAUUCCCACGAUUCCCACGAUGUUGGAAAAGCUAUUCUCGAAAUGUUGCAUUCGUCACAUGAGUACAAGAGAUUGCGAAGCUAUUCGUCAGCUUCAUGUAACGAUGCGGGCAUUUCUCUAAGGCAAUGGGAUUUGGCAUCUUCCCAGCCAGGCGCUAUUCAGAAGUUAUCAGGCGAUACGAGUUUUGAUCUUAUUGUUAUAUUAAACCCUGAUACCACGAGUCAAUUGUUCGAAAGCACGCAGUUCGAUCAUGACCGUGCUCUUUUAGCCAGCGGUGGCGUUCUUCUUGCUCUUGGGCACAGCACCUUGGAUAUCGCCAGUCUAAGUAAUGCUUGGGAUAUUCGAGCUCCAGCACUUCAGGACGCAUCAAAGUCUCUUUUUAUUCUCUCUGAGAAGCAUUUAAAGCCAAAUCUUAGCAAUGGCGUCAAGAGAGAAGAGCCUAUAAUCUUGAUUGAGCGGGAAGAAACAGUUCUAGGGUCCGCAUUGUCGAAACUCAUUCAGGACAGUGGUAUUCCUGUUCAACGAUUGCUGUUUUCAAACAUCAAUGACAAUAAGCUCCUUGAGAAAUCGACGAUUAUUUCGCUGCUAGAAGUCGAAGUGCCACUGCUUGCAAGCCUGACAAAAGAUGAAAUGCACUGCUUAAAACUGCUGACCGACAACGCUGCGACGCUCUUGUGGGUAACGGGCGGUGGCCUCAUCGAUGGCAAGCUUCCUGAUAUGGGCUUGGCUGCUGGCCUGUCGCGGGCUUUGAUACUCGAACAACCUUCCUUGAGAAUGCUCACAUAUGAUGUGGAUGUUCCGUCAAUGUGUCCGGAUCGCACGGCGAAGAAUCUACUUCAAGUUCUUAGUUGCUCCCAAUCCGCGCAGUCAGACUCGGAAUUCGCCGAAAAACGCGGGCUCAUACAUAUUGCUCGUUUCGUGCCAGAUACGAAUCUCAAUCAUCAUUUCAAACGAGGUGUAGGUGCUAAAACUGUUGAAACUACGCUCGGCGAUACUAAUGGGACCUUGGAGCUCGCUAUAUCGCAUCCAGGUCAAUUCGACAGCCUCUACUUCCGGGAAGUUGAGACAGUUACUCAGUUGAAAGAGGAUGAAGUGGCCGUAUCUGUGAAAGCGGUCGGGGUCAAUGCGAAGGAUGUUUACGUUCUCACCGGACGAGUCGACACUCCUGGAGCCACAUGCGCUCUUGAGUUUUCCGGAAUCGUGGAGGAGACUGGGGCCGGAGUCACUGGUUUACAGAAGGGAGAUCGAGUCGUUGCGAUGGCCCCUAAUCAUUUUCGUUCUCGUGAGGUUGUACCACAGUGGGCAGUCAAGAAGCUUCUUGACAGUGAAGACUUUACUUCCGUGGUUACAUAUCCUCUCGUCACCGCCACAGCCCUGUACGCUCUUCGGCAAAGAGCUGCCAUUCAAAAAGGUGAAUCUGUGUUGAUUCAUAGCGGAGCUGGGGGUGUCGGUAUCGCUGCAAUUCAGUUAGCUUUGCAUUUGGGAGCCGAAGUCUACACGACGGUUUCAACGAAGGAAAAGAGAGAGUUUCUCGUCUCCACACUAGGCGUGAAGCCCGAAAGAAUCUUUGAUUCACGCGACGCGGGCUUCGCCAAUGAUGUUCUCAAUGCCACCCAGGGCCGUGGUGUAGACGUUGUGCUCAACUCCUUGACGGGUGACUUUCUUAGAGAAAGCUGGAGAUGUAUAGGGCCCUUUGGUCGCUUCAUUGAGAUUGGGAAACUUGACAUCACUGGCAGCGGUCGUCUCGAAAUGGACCAGUUCUCGCGCAACGUGACAUUUUCGGCAUUUGACCUAUCAGAGAUCUACCUGGAAGCAAAGAAAAGCACAAGAUUCCAAAACCUUUGGAGCCAGCUUCUCAGUGAUUCCAUGAGCCUACUACGCAUUGGUUCCCUCAAACACUUCGCUGCGUUGAGGGCUAAUCGGGUUUUUGAUAUAUCUAAGCUUCCUAGCGCCCUCCGAUUCUUCUCAUCCCGCAGCCGACUUGGCAAGCUAGCCAUAAGCCUGGAGAAUCCCUUGUCAAGCAUUCGAGUCCAACAUUUUACUUACAGGACGAGGUUAGACUCGAACAAGUCCUAUAUCAUGAUCGGUUGCCUCGGGGGCCUAGGUCGAAGUCUAUCUCGCUGGAUGGUGGAACGAGGAGCCCGAAAGCUCAUCUUUCUUUCUAGGUCAGGAAUGGACAAGCCUACAGCGCGGCGCUUUGUCCAAUAUCUUGCAGGCUCCGGGGUAGACUGUCAGGUUAUGAAGGGCGACGUUACCAAUCCCAACAGUGUUCGGCAAGUUGUCGACGCCGUUGAUGGCAAAAUAGGUGGUGUCGUCCAGGCCGCUAUGGGUUUGGAUGAGUCCCUAUUCAGUACCAUGUCAAACAAGUCCUGGCAUACAGGCAUUGAUCCCAAAGUGUCUGGUACGUGGAAUCUGCAUAAUUGCAUACAGCACAAUGGGAAGGACUCUGAGUUGCAGUUCUUUCUGAUGCUGAGCUCUGUUUCGGGCAGCGUUGGGACAGCUACAGAGGGUAACUACUGUGCUGGCAAUCACUUUCUUGAUAUGUUCGCCCGUUAUCGUCGGGCUCAGGGGCGUCCUGCAUUAGCCAUCGGUUUCGGAAUGAUUUCCGAAAUUGGCUAUCUACACGAAAAUCCGGAUAUUGAGGCUUUACUUUUACGAAGAGGCAUUCAAACUAUUAACGAAGACGAGUUUCUUCAGAUCACCGAUCUAGCCCUUUCAGGGUCAAUGGAAAUACCGCAUGUCUACGACACUGCAGCCGGGGCUCAUGUGCUUACUGGGUUAGAGCCGGCCGGUUUCAUCAAAUUGAGGGAAGAGGGUUUCAACGUGACCAAUCUGGUAUUCAACGACCCUCGGGCUCUUGUCCUCAGUAACGCUCUGGGUUCCAAUGCGGACGUACCAGAAAGAUCUGAGGAGGGUAGCCUACCCAUCGGAAUUUCAAAGGCGAUGGCCCAAAAUACCCUGACACUGAGGGAGGCUGUUCUUCAGCAUAUCAAAUCCCACUUUGCUAGUUUGAUCCUGAGCCAGGCGAGUAGAAUAUCUCCCGAUACUCCCUUGGCGAAAUUUGGCAUGGACAGCAUGAUCGCAGCAGAACUAAGGACUUGGCUGUUCCAGGUCUUCAAGGUUGAUAUCCCUUUCCAGGAGCUUUUAAGCAAAACCGCGACACUAUCUGGUAUAGCAAGCAUUGUUAUGAUGCGUAUAGAAUCAGGCAAGGCGAAUGUGAAGGUUUAA